This is a messenger RNA of Merops nubicus (carmine bee-eater), 904 nucleotides long. RefSeq names its product ceroid-lipofuscinosis, neuronal 5 (gene CLN5). The record is from RefSeq and is a predicted model, not a curated record. Gene Ontology annotation, biological process: lysosome organization. Lineage: Eukaryota; Metazoa; Chordata; Aves; Coraciiformes; Meropidae. The annotation marks the transcript as partial. Gene Ontology annotation, molecular function: hydrolase activity, acting on glycosyl bonds. The transcript is spliced from 3 exons. Gene Ontology annotation, cellular component: lysosomal membrane; lysosome.
GCGCUUCGAUUACCGCCCAAAACCUGACCCUUACUGCCAGGCUCGUUACACCUUCUGUCCCACUGGCUCUGCCGUUCCAGUUAUGAAGGAAGAGGAUGUCAUUGAAGUGUAUCGAUUGCAGGCUCCAGUAUGGGAGUUCAAAUAUGGAGACCUGCUCGGACAUUUGAAAAUUAUGCAUGAUGCUGUGGGUUUCAAGAGCUCUCUAACGGGCAGAAACUACACAAUGGAGUGGUAUGAGCUCUUCCAGCUGGGUAACUGCACAUUUCCACACCUCCGGCCCGGCAUGGAUGCCCCAUUCUGGUGUAACCAGGGAGCUGCCUGCUUUUAUGAAGGAAUAGAUGAUGCACACUGGAAGCAAAAUGGAACUUUAGUUCUUGUGACCACCAUAUCAGGAGCCAUGUUUAAUGAAAUGGCAAAAUGGGUAAAACACGACAACGAGACUGGCAUUUACUACGAGACCUGGACAGUUAAAGCAAGUCCCGACAAACACUCCGUGGUAUGGUUUGACUCUUACGAGUGCUCUAAAUUUAUACUGAGGACAUACCAGAAGCUGGCUGACUUAGGAGCUGUAUUUAAGAAGAUACAAACCAACUAUACAAGCAUAAUUUUAUUCAGUGGAGAACCUGUUUAUUUGGGAAACGAAACGUCUAUUUUUGGCCCGCGAGGAAACAAGACGUUGGCAGCAGCUCUGAGGGAAUUCUACUCUCCGUUCAAACCUCAUCGGGCAGUCAGAGAGUUUUUUGUGGAUCUUUUAAAAAUAAUCGAUCGUGUCGUCUUGAAUCAGCAGUUUUACCUCUUCUACAACUUGGAAUACUGGUUUUUACCUAUGAAGUUCCCUUAUCUCAAAAUAAUUUAUGAAGAGGUCUCGUUACCUGUUGGAAGCAAGACAUCCUUUGGGGUGUAA